GCCCUUGUGCCCAGCAGCAGUCUACACCUGCACACAGUUACACAAAUCUCGAACCAACCCCACACCGUGUACAUGAGUGGCCUGUGAGUGGGCAAGCAAGUGGUCACCGAAGAAGAAACUCCGAAGCCAUUUGUCAGCCGUCCUGGAAUCGAUCUUCGGUUCCGAACGGUACAGUGGUGUGGUGUCCCGUAUCAGAUUGCUUCAAUCCACCGCGUAAAAGUUCCUUUAGUUUGGUUUAUUUUGGCUGCGGCACAGGCAAGAUCGCGGCGCACGCAGAGACAAAACGGGCCCCCAGAAACCUGGCCGCUGGUUAAAACUGUAAAAGUGAGUGCAAUGUAAGCAAACUGCACACUCCGUGCCAAACCGUGGAGGAUAACUCCUGUGUGGUUACCCCAUUUUUGCCCGCGCUUGCUGUUGUGCUAUGAGCCCAACCGAAGGUGUACCGCGUGUGAGCAUUGGUAGUGCGAAAAGUUUGUGUGCCCGUGUCAAGGUGAAUGUUUGCAGUGGCCGCCAGUUCCAGCUGACGUUCGCAAACUUGUGCCUGAACCACCGUGAUCCCCGGGGUGUGUUGGUGUAAAAGCACGCAAGCACGAGCGGUGUGAGUGAGUGUGGCUGUGAAGAGAAGAAAAAAAAAACGGCAAACACCAACGUCAUCGCGGUGGAUCUGCAUACUUCCGCACGGAGAAGCGUUUCCGGCUGGGCUGUGUUUGGUUGUCGGCCGCACCUUUACCCGCUCCCGUGCUUCCCGGGUGCCUUGUGCGGCACCCUAGCAUCAUAAUUGACUGUACACCGGUAGCCCACGAAACGCCGCCACAUUGGAAUACCAGGAGGAGAGUUGUGCGUGUUCGCACAACGUGGAACCACCGCCACCAUCGUGCUGCAGAGUAAUGGUCACCAAAAUAUGGAGCAGCUGCAUGCCCAAACCGAGCAGCUCACCGAACCGCGUCGAACGGCAUCACUUCUAUCUGUGUCAGUGGCAAAGCAGCACCCAGGUCGGUAUAUGCUACCUGCUGUACCGGUUGAUAGUGGCCAUCGUGUUUCUGGCGAUGCUCGUCUGCUCCGUGCUGGACAUUGGCCGUUCCGAGCCGAUGUUCGAACAUCACUACGCCAAAUGGUGGAUCUACCUGACACACUGGGCACUGAUAGCGUGCACCAUACAGGCCUGGCUGGCGGCCAUCAUCGUCACCAAGGGUCUGAUGAUUGACCGGAAUGAGUUCGAGUGGAACAUUCAUGUCGCAAGGGAAAGCCGACUUCAUUCGGUGUACUGGAUUGCGUACACGAUUGCUACCGUCUACUCGUUCAUCGUCACUAUCGUUUACUGGAUGUUCGUGUACGAUCCAAGUAAAAACCGUGUCGAUGCCGUUAAUCUCAUGGUGCACGUGCUCAACUCCAUCAUUAUGCUAAUUGAUCUAACCAUCGUCGGACAUCCGAUCAAGCUCAACCAUGCGUACUGGACGACCGGUAUCGGGGUGGCCUAUGCGCUGUUCUCCAUCGUCUAUUACUUGGCUGGCGGAACGGACAGACACAACGAUUCCAGCAUCUACAAAAUGCUCGACUGGACCAAGCCGGGCAAAUCGAUCGUCAUCUGUGCGCUCGGCAUCUUUGCCGUGUUUCUGAUGCACUUCCUCUGCUACUGCCUGUACUGUCUCCGGGUGUGGCUGUACGCGCGCGUCUGCGUCCAGGGCAACAACAGCAAAUCGAGCAGCCACGAGAAGAUCACCUCCAUCACGCGAACACUCUCCUCGAUGGAGGAAGCACAGCGGGAAAACUUCCUCAAUCCGACCGCCGUGGUCGAUCUGAAAGAGUCGCGCCAUGAUGGACGUGGCUCGCGCCAGGUGGCCUCCCUACGCUAGUGCACUUUGCUCGACCAAUAUUUCCACACAGAGUUAACAGCGAUCCGUACGGCGGGCAUAUAUAUGGUGGUGAUGGUGCUCGUGCGCUUUACUUUGGGAUUUUCGUUUGCAUUUAGGGGAAAUGUUUUUAACCGAUAAAAUUGUAUAGUUGUCAUAAGGAUCGCCAACACCGAUCGCCAUGACAGUAUCUAGCGUACGUAGCAAACAGCUGGUCGGAGUUGCGCCCAGCUCAGCAGUCCGUCGGCAGGGUUUGGAAUACAAUUUGUCUUGCUCCUUUCAAAGGACACGCAUCUAGAGGUACGCACGCAUGGUAUGCAGCGCGUAUGGUAAGAUGAUUUCAAUACUCGCAUUUAAAGUAUUUCCGUUCAGUUAUUGUAAGUUUAGGUAGUGAAUUAAUUUACCAAAACCAUAUCCUGCGUGUUAUGCCAAAAAAAGAGAAAAGAACCGUACAAUGGUGAUUACAUUCGUUCGUAGGAUGAAAAAAAAACGAAACAAAAGAACAAAAAAGAAACAUUCCGAUAUACUAUGCCUCUCUAAACGAAAGUAACGAUUCCUCGCUUUUGCUUUACCUUUACUUUACUUUCCCCCACGUCGUCUCGCACUCACACUCCACUAUUCCCGUCCUAGAUUACCGUCGGGUUCGUUCACCGUAGUAUCUCUUUCCCGUAAUCGUAUUAUAAAAAUGCAACACAAACAACAACAACAACAAACAAAAAAUCAAACGAGAAAAAAAACCGAAAAAAAACCAAACAAAAACGUGAAAACUAAAAUCAAACCAAAAAAAACACACACACACCGAUUGAGCGCCUACCGUUCAACCACAACUGACAUCACUCACGAAAUGUUAGAUCUUAGCGUAUAAAGUUACUAUUUGCUCACAAAACAAACAAACAAACAAAAAAAAACGUUUUUGUCGGACGGUGGUGCGGGGGGCUAGAUUCACAAACACACACACACACACAAACUCAAACAAAAAAGAAGAUUAUUAUAACAAUAGCAACAACAAGAAACUACAAAACAAAAGUCACACACAAACACAGAAACACACAAGCAAACUCCACACAACAAAUUAAACCAAACCAAUGUUGGAUCCGUAAGAAUGCGUCUUUAAAGUACAGUCGUUGAUUCUAGAAAUAUAUUUAAAGACAUAACAAACAGUAUCAUAGCAAAGGAACGCGAACAAAAAGAAACUCCAUUAGAUUGUUUGGCAGAAAAGGGGAAAAGAGAAGCUGAAAAGGGGCGCGAGUUGAUAAAUAUAGUAGAAUACAAGAAAUGAGGAAGGAGCGUGUAGAGAGUGAUAGUGGCAAAAAAUGCGUAAAUGCAGUCUGCGAGAUAAGCAAAAAACAACACUGGUGAUAUUGUCAGCUGUUACGAAUGGUGAUGCCCGUUGUGCGUUGAUUUUAGCAAUAAAAAAAAGUAUUGGAGAUGCGAUGCAACACACAGCACAGCCGAGCCGGAUGGAUAGGUUCUCUGGCCUGUGGGGUGAUGCAUCCGCGUAAAAGAAUUGCUAAUGCAAAGCCUAUAGGAUGCAUUUUAUUGAGAUAUAAAUAUUGAAACAGACAAGCCAGUAGUAGAAACAAAAACAAAGGAAUACCUAACACGUGUUAAAGAGAUGGCAGGCUACGCCGGGUGUGGAGCACUGGAAGAGUGAAGGAAACGAAAUCAAACACUAAAUUAAUGAAAGGAAAUCCAGAAACAAAGCAAAGCAAACAAAAAAAAAACAUUCCAUUUAUAAAUUUGAUUGGUUUGUUUAGAGUGAAGUGAAUGCAAAAUAUAUAAAAAUCAUG
This is a messenger RNA of Anopheles moucheti, 3640 nucleotides long. RefSeq names its product protein rolling stone. Gene Ontology annotation, cellular component: membrane. The record is from RefSeq and is a predicted model, not a curated record. NCBI's taxonomy places the organism in Eukaryota, Metazoa, Arthropoda, Insecta, Diptera, Culicidae. The transcript is spliced from 9 exons. Bases 888 to 1853 code for a protein of 321 amino acids.